This is a messenger RNA of Alternaria arborescens, 2250 nucleotides long. RefSeq lists its product as hypothetical. The coding region runs from base 1 to 2250 and encodes 749 amino acids. Gene Ontology annotation, molecular function: nucleic acid binding; 3'-5' DNA helicase activity; four-way junction helicase activity. The transcript has 2 exons. Gene Ontology annotation, cellular component: cytoplasm; chromosome; nucleus. The record is from RefSeq and is a predicted model, not a curated record. Gene Ontology annotation, biological process: double-strand break repair via homologous recombination. NCBI's taxonomy places the organism in Eukaryota, Fungi, Ascomycota, Dothideomycetes, Pleosporales, Pleosporaceae.
AUGGUUGCUGGCGUACUACAAAAGGCGGAAGACGACCUAUGGGAAGAAUUGCUGUGGACGCCAGCAAGGGGGGACCGCUUCCAGAUACCGCUUGGAAAGAUUCAGGACAACGUUACCUUUAGCCAGCGUGGCUACUCAUUCCUUUCACAUCCUGAAAAUAAUCUGACAGGUUGCUGGGAAGCAACCCUAUCUAAAAUGCUACAAAGCCCCCAAGGCCGCAAGCUAUACAAAACUAAUAAUUCAGCCUGGAAGCCCCAACCAGUUCGACGCUACCUUCGCCGGGUUGAGAGGUUCCUUGAAUACCUGCUCUUCCUUACCCACGUAACAGGCGGGCAGCCAGCACGAGGUACUGAAGUUACCACUACACGUUUCCGCAAUGGCUAUGUACAGGAUCGAAAUAUCUAUGUUAUAGACGGCCAGGUAGUUUUUAUCAGUAGAUAUCACAAAAGUCAGGCAAUGUGGGAUAAGCCCAAGGUGAUAGCGCGCUUCUUGCCCUGGAGAGUCGGUCAGUUAUUCGCUGUCUUUCUAGCCUAUGUCCAGCCGCUUGCUGAAUACCUUGAGGGCGAGAGACUCAACAGAACCCCAACAGAUUAUGUGUGGUCUGGCAAUACUGGCCCCUGGGAGACAAGCCGGCUUAGCCAGAUUAUCUCUAUAGAGACCCAGUGUUGGCUAGGCUGCAGGCUUACUACCCUUGAAUAUCGCCAUACAGCUAUCACAAUUGGGAGAGAAGUGGUUAGUAAGGAGUUUGGUGAAGGCACUCAAGAAGCACUUACAGAGGGAGAUUUGGAAGAGCCUGAACAGCAGCUUGAAAGCGGCCUUGAUCUCCAGGCAGGUCGUUCUGAACUCACCGGCACGCUACGCUAUGGCGUUGAGAUGGGCAUUGUUUCACACCUUAGCCACCGCUCAGUGCAGGUGUUUCGUGAUCUAAGCAGCAAGUGGCACCGCUUCCUCCAGUUGUCAAGCACGCUACCCAACCCGCUUAGGCCAGUAAGCGUAGCCAAUGCUGCUGGUAUCUUGCGCCAAAAUCAAGGCCCGCCUGCAAAAUCUUUGCCAGCGCAGCCCGCGCAGGACCAAGCAGAGCCUGCGAUAGUUACUGAUUCAGAAAUUCAAAUUCUGGUUCAAAAGGUGGUUCAAAAAGAGGGACCAAUUACCUUUAAGUCACCAGAGCAGGAAAUUGCCCUGCGCGCUAUUCUGGCUGGAGAGACACCGCUUGUUGUUGUUCUUCCAACAGGUGGCGGGAAGAGUCUUCUCUUUAUGGCGCCUGCGUGCCUCUCAGACCCAGGGGUUACUAUCGUUGUUGUCCCAUUCCGUGAGCUGCUGAAAAACCUGAAAACGCGGUUAGCUGAGGCGAAAAUUCCAGCUACAGAAUGGAUACCUGGAUUUUCAGCUAAUGGCCCGGCCCCAAUAAUUUUGGUUAGCGCAGACGCUGCUGGGAGCUUUGAGUUUCUUACCUUUGCUACCCUGUUAAUGCAAGGCGGCUGGCUUAGGCGCAUUGUUGUCGAUGAAUGUCACUUGACAUAUACUAGCUCUGACUGGCGCCCAAAAUUAGCCCACCUCGCCCGGCUGCGUGCUAUUAAGGCUCAGUUCAUCUUACUUACCGCUACGCAACCACCUCUACUUGAGUAUGAAUUAGGUGCAGCUAUGGCACUUCGCAGCCCACGAUAUAUUCGCGCCCCUACUCUACGCCCAAAUAUCCGGUACCUGGUCCAGCGAUGCCAGCCAGGAGGGCUACUCAAGGCAGCCCAGGGAAUCGCUACACGUUGGUUAGCUGGGCUGGCUGGCAAACAGAAGGCAGUUAUUUACGGCAAGUACAAAGAUACCUGUGAAAAGCUGGCCCAACAAUUGAAGUGCAAUUACUACCACGCUGGCCUAGACGCUGAUGAACGUUCAGGUGUUCUGAAAGCCUGGCUCCAACGCGGUGGGCUUAUAACAGCCACGUCAUCUCUUGGUACAGGUGUUGAUUACCCUGAGAUUGUCAGAGUACUUCACGUGGAUACGCCUUAUGGCGCGAUGGAUUUCGCCCAAGAAUCAGGGCGUGCUGGUCGCGAAGGGCAGCUGGUAGAUGCAGUCAUAUUAGUUGAAAGCCCUCGUCAGAAGGCACCUGCACUGGACAUACCAGUAGACCAUUCGUGGCGUGCACUUGACGAGGCCGCUAUCCAGGAAUUUAUCAAUCCCCGCCUGGGCGCCUGUCGACGGAGUAUCUUGAGCCUCUUCCUGGACGGUCAGACGCCCAAGAAGAAGCCAAGCUGA